AUGUUGUUCCGUCACCCUAUGGAUAGUUGUACAACAGCAACAGCUAUAUCUCGUGAUGUAUCAAACUUCUUUCAGGAAAACCAACUUUCAUGGGAUUCACUGGUAGGGAUGUGCACUGAUAGAGCUCCAGCCAUGCUUGGUCUGCAGUCUGGAUUCAUUACUAGGGUGAAAGAAAAAAAUCCAUCUAUUGUAGGUGCACACUGCAUACUUGACCAUGAAGCAUCCAGAACCUUACCUACUGAAAUGAGAAAUAUCCUAAAUGUGGCUACCAAGGUUGUCAACUUUGUUAAAGGUGGAGCCUUAAACAGUCAUCUUUUCAAACUGUUGUGUAAAGAUAUGGAAUCUGAACAUGAUGCAAUGCUUUUUCACACAAACAUACAAUGGCUAUCAAAGGGGAACAUGCUUGGAUGGCUUUAUGAACUACAAGAAGAAAUAGCAAUAUUUCUUGAUUUUCAGCAGAAGACAGAUCUUCAUGAUAAGUUCCAGUCUGAAGGCUUCCAGCUAUCUCUAGCUUACCUAGUGGACAUCUUCAAAGUGUUGAAUGCUCUCAACCUUAAACUACAAGGAAAACAUCAACAUUUUCACACACCAUGA
Octopus sinensis (East Asian common octopus) is the source of this 594-nucleotide messenger RNA. RefSeq names its product zinc finger BED domain-containing protein 5-like. NCBI's taxonomy places the organism in Eukaryota, Metazoa, Mollusca, Cephalopoda, Octopoda, Octopodidae. Bases 1 to 594 code for a protein of 197 amino acids. The record is from RefSeq and is a predicted model, not a curated record. The transcript has a single exon.